Thelazia callipaeda (thelaziosis nematode) is the source of this 243-nucleotide messenger RNA. NCBI's taxonomy places the organism in Eukaryota, Metazoa, Nematoda, Chromadorea, Rhabditida, Thelaziidae. The record is from the annotation of a GenBank genome assembly.
AUGUUAGCUGAGAUUUCAUCGGUAUGUCUCGAAGAAUGUCCUGAUUUCUGUCCUGAUCUCGAAAAUCUGGAGUGUUCUGAGCUAGCUCGAGAUCCAUGUGACUGUUGCAUUGUAUGCAUGCAUCAACCUGGUGAGCUCUGUGGUCCAGCUAUUGCUGCUUGCCGAUAUCCAAGUCUAUGCUAUCCUUUACCAAGUCAAACUUCUCUCGGAACUUGUUCUGAUGGUAUGUUUGAGGCAGUUUGA